AAAGCAUUGAUCUUAGAGCACUGCACUGAUGUUACAAAGCACAUGCCCCCCAACGAGGGGUGGGUGUCUUUCUGUGUUUCACAAACAGACUUUUCCAUUCCAAUAAGCUGAGCCAGUUUCUCCUAAGCUUAUUGCUUCUUUUCACCCGUCACAUUUGGAUAUAUUCACAAGAAGAAUGCUACUAACGGAUACUGGAUUAUCUUGACUCUUUAACAGGCAGAAGAUGGAUGGGGGGACAGUUUUGGAUGCUCAAACAAUUUCCUUAUAGCUGCUUUGGUUGCUGCUGAGCUGGAGAGGACACUGCUGAGAGGGAGUGGCCUCUUCCUCUCAUCGGGAGAAUGCACACAUCCCUAAUGCCAAUCUCUGCAGCCACCAUGAGCAACAUGACGGUGCUUGACACUGCUGAUCCCUACGACCAUGACAUGACCUCCUCGGAGGCCGUCUACCCAAUCAGCUUCCAGGUCUCUCUCACAGGCUUCCUACUUUUGGAGAUAGUUCUGGGCUUGAGCUCCAACCUCACAGUGCUCGUCCUCUACUGCAUGAAGCAGAACCUCGUCAGCUCCGUCUCCAACAUCAUCACCAUGAACCUGCACGUGGUGGAUGUGCUGGUCUGUGUAUGCUGCAUCCCCAUGACAGCUGUGGUCGUUCUUCUUCCUUUGGAGGCGGAGACCGCCAUGAUCUGCUGUUUCCAUGAGGCCUGUGUGUCCUUUGCAAGUGUAGCCACUGCUGCCACAGUCCUUGCCAUCACUGUGGAUCGCUACGACAUCUCUGUACGGCCGGCUAACCGUGUGCUAACAAUGGGACGAGCUGUGGCUUUACUGGGGUCCAUUUGGGCUCUGUCAGUUUUCAGUUUCCUUGUUCCCUUCAUGGAAGUCGGCUUCUUUAUUGGCCCUGCCUCGGACCUUGUGAACCAGACAGUAGUGGUUGCAGUCACUCAUACGAACGAGUACUACACUGAGCUGGGUUUGUACUAUCACCUGCUUGCACAGAUUCCUAUCUUCUUUUUCACAGCCGUGGUGAUGUUGGUGACUUAUUAUAAGAUCCUUCAGGCACUGAACAUCCGCAUUGGGACUCGUUUUCAGCACAACUUACCCAAAAAGAAGCAAAAGAGUAAAAACACUAUCUCCUUAAGCACUGCGACACAAGCAGAGUCGACGGACGCCUCGCAGAGUAGCACAGGAGUCCGGGCAGGAGGGAGUGCUCCUUUGGGUAUGCGAGCGUCAGUCUCAGUGAUAAUCGCGCUGAGACGAGCUGUGAAGCGUCAUCGAGAGAGGCGAGAGCGGCAGAAGCGAGUCUUCAGGAUGUCUCUCCUUAUCAUCUCUACUUUUCUUCUUUGCUGGACUCCAAUUACUGUUCUUAACACCAUCAUCCUCAGCACCGGGCCCAGCGAUUUAACUGUGCGGCUCCGCCUGGGCUUCCUAGUGAUGGCUUAUGGAACCACUAUUUUCCACCCGCUCCUCUACGCCUUCACUCGGCAGAAGUUCCAGAAGGUUUUGAAAAGUAAAAUGAAGAAGAGGGUGGUUUCUGUGGUCGAAGCCGACCCAACGCCGAACAAUGUGGUAAUCCAUAACUCGUGGAUUGACCCCCGGAGGAACAAGAAGGUCACUUUCGAGGAUACAGAAGCACGACAAAAGUGUCUGUGCUCACAGGAUGCAGAGUAGUGUAAAUAUUUAAAUAUGUACAGCAAAGUCGGAUUCCUGUCGCUGAAUCCAGUGAAAUGGAUGAGGGAGUUUUCAUGCAAAUACAGAAACAGAAAGUGAAAACAUGGAAGAAUUCUAACUAUGAUAAUGGAAUAAACACUGAGAUUAAUAUAUUGAGUACAUAAAUCCUGGGCAGCUUACUAAAAACAUGAGGAUCUACUUCCUGAAAUCAGAGGACUAAAAAGCUAAAAAGCCUCCUUAAAACAUCAGAUUUAAAAAAGGGAAACUUCCAGAUUUGUUUUGCAUUUAUAUUCAUAUCAGCUGAAUUUGUUUUGCAUUUAUAUUCAUCCUUGGUUGAAGAAAUGUGUCAAACAAAGAGGUUUAUUUAUUACUAAUUAUCGUAGGAUGUUGUAGAGUGCUAUCAAGGACAAUUUAGUCAUAAUUAAUAACCUAAGCAGCGCCGUUGUUGUUCUCUGGUUAGCAUAAGAAGAAAAAAAAUGUCUGUACAGUUUAAGGUUGAUAUUGUUUGUCACCAUUUGUAAUAAACAACCAAAGAUGUAAUAUGUGUCAGUAUUGUGCUGCUCUCCUGCUUUCUGUUUGGAUUAUGACAAGGGGACCAAAGAUGAGCAGGGGUCAAAAAUUUGUUUGUUGAGUUUGGUUUCUUCUUCACUUUCCUAAAAAAGAUCCUCUGCAUUUGUUCUGCCAUGUAGGGAAGAAAUGAAGCACAGCUGUGUGCAAACUAAGGUCCCUCUGUGUUUAGAGAGGGUCUUUAUAAGAAAAUGAUCUUAUCAUUAAAGUAU
Cheilinus undulatus (humphead wrasse) is the source of this 2440-nucleotide messenger RNA. RefSeq names its product G-protein coupled receptor 22-like. Gene Ontology annotation, biological process: G protein-coupled receptor signaling pathway. Bases 339 to 1661 code for a protein of 440 amino acids. The record is from RefSeq and is a predicted model, not a curated record. Gene Ontology annotation, cellular component: membrane. The transcript has 4 exons. NCBI's taxonomy places the organism in Eukaryota, Metazoa, Chordata, Actinopteri, Labriformes, Labridae. Gene Ontology annotation, molecular function: peptide binding; G protein-coupled receptor activity.